UAUUUUUAAGAUAUUGAGAAGUAGAAAUUAAAAACAUGGAUUUAAUGUCUUUUAUACCAGAGUUUGUGAUAAAGCCAACAGUGCAACGCGAGAUCAUACAUACACCACCCAUAGAACAUGUUUGCACCGCGCUGCCGAGAGAAGAUCCAUUAAUGAAAGUGAUCCCCGGCAGUUCUGUUUGGUCGCGUUUACGACGUUGGAUCGUUCGAACGCGCAUGGCAUCGCGGAAAUAUUUGCUCAGACGAUGGGUCUUGAAAAGCAGCCUUGAAAUCAAUUACGAAAUCAAUCGGCAUUUUGACACCCAUCCCCUUAUGAUACAUCCUUACAGUUCCUUCAGGUUGGUUCUAUCUUUUUUUUUUUUUUAAGUAUUGCGGUUUUUCAUGUAUGUAUAAAUACGUAGAUACGAAUAUCAUUGAUCACAUCUACGUUAAAGUAUAAAUUUUGAAAAUAAUAUUUCUUGUCCUUUUUCAUACUCAGAAUAUUCUGGGAGUCCUUUAUGACGUUGUUUAUUAUAGCGGCUUUGUUAGUGACGCCGGUUUUUCUUGCUUUUUACUUUGACGAAUAUGAGAAGUGGUACAUUUUUAAUCACGCGAUUGACGCCGUGUUCAUAUGCGACAUAGUGUUCUACUUCUUCACCGGUUACUACGAUCCUCGCACGCACUGGAUAGACUUUAACCCGAAGGUCGUAGCAAAGUACGCAAAAAAAAUGACACAUAAGUGGACAAUUGUAGGUUUUACAUGUUAUAUUGUAUAUUAUUUGCGUUGUAUCGGAUGAUAAAACUAAUACACAAUGUGUUAAUAAUCAAUUAAAAAAAAAAAAAAAACAGAUUGUCGCAGGAUUUAGUAAGACAUUUUGAAAACAUUUCUCUCUAAUUAAUUCAUUGCAGCACUUAUCUGCGGGGAUUUUUCAUUGUGGAUAUAAUAUCCGUGCUACCGUUAGAAUUUCUCAUUGUGUUCAAUAAAUCAUUGUGGUACCUGGCGUCGCUGAACUUGCUAAAAAUACUGUGGAUGCGAACUGUCGUUAUGUACUCGCGCAAACUCUAUUAUGCACACCGAAUAAAUUUUUAUCUGUUCAAAAUAGCAGAGAUAGGAAUUAUUAUCGUCCUGUGUGUACAUUGGGCCGCUUGUCUAGAGUAUUACCUGCCAUUGAUAGUUGGCAAAAUAUUUGGACCAAAUGAGAAAUCGUGGAUUCGAUCAGUUUUUGGAACAAAUAAGAAAACAAAACUCACGCUCUACUUUGAGUGUGUUAACAGGGCUGUUACCUCGUUAGUUGGAUCCACGCAUUUUUUCCCCGUGAGUACAUUCGAGGACAUGCUGCUCAACUUAAUCCUCUCUGUUAUUGGAUUUCUUGGAUUCAUUUACCUGUUAGCUCGAUUAGCGCAAUUGAUAACCACGUUCAACUCCACUCGCAAGAGACACUUGAAAUUAAUUCAGCAACUGGAACAGUACAUGAAACAUCACAGAUUAUCGCAUCCCGUGCAGCAACGAUUACGCGCCUAUUACAAUUAUCGCAAUAAAAAAGGAUUCGAGAGAAACGAGAAAAUCAUCGAUUACGUGUCGCCUUAUUUGCGAGAAGAACUUCUUCAGCACAACUAUCAGCAACUGCUGAACAACGUAGUGAUGUUUAAACACAUGCCGAAAACGAUAGCAACACAACUGAUCGGCUGUAUACGUUCCGAGAUCUUUAUGUCGAACGACGUGUUGGUCAGAGCUGGCACAAUCAGUGAUGCAUUGUAUUUCAUCGCUUCUGGCACCGUAGCCGUGUAUAACGACGUAGGAAAGGAGAUAUGCCACCUGGAAGACGGCGCGUCCUUCGACGAACUGGCCUUGCUGAUGGAGAACGAGCUCAGAAUGGCCACCGUCGUCGCCGUCGAGAAUUGCGAAGUCUAUAUCUUGACGCGCGUCGACUUCCAACGCAUCUUUAUGUUUUAUCCCGACAUCCGGAGUCAAUUGCAGAACAUCGUCCUCGCGUCUGUGGAGAAGAUGUCGCCGCUUGAAAGAGAAUCGUCCUCGACGUUGUCCAGAAGCAUUAACAUCAGCAGCAUAUUGAGAAGAAAGAGCAGAGGAGAUGUAUCAGGCAGCGACGGAACAGGGCAACAGUAAGGUGAAAGUUUCUUCGAAACCUGGGACAUCCUGGCGCGUGUUUUCCCGAAGAAGACGGGUUAUUCGAGACGCGUCCGAACGGCGUCCAGUCCUCG
Messenger RNA from Pseudomyrmex gracilis, 2198 nucleotides. RefSeq names its product potassium channel KOR1-like. The coding region runs from base 1009 to 2103 and encodes 364 amino acids. The transcript has 8 exons. The record is from RefSeq and is a predicted model, not a curated record. Lineage: Eukaryota; Metazoa; Arthropoda; Insecta; Hymenoptera; Formicidae.